Sceloporus undulatus (fence lizard) is the source of this 1027-nucleotide messenger RNA. It is a transcript of the gene JTB, whose product is annotated as jumping translocation breakpoint. The transcript is spliced from 5 exons. Gene Ontology annotation, cellular component: midbody; membrane; spindle. Gene Ontology annotation, biological process: mitotic cytokinesis. NCBI's taxonomy places the organism in Eukaryota, Metazoa, Chordata, Lepidosauria, Squamata, Phrynosomatidae. The coding region runs from base 22 to 507 and encodes 161 amino acids. The record is from RefSeq and is a predicted model, not a curated record.
GACACGGACCUUCCUCCCAGAAUGCCCCGCGAGAGAGGCCCAGUGAGGGCGGAAGUGGCCCUCCUCCUCGGGGAGAACAUGGGCCCAAGAUGGCGCCUCACUGUGGCUGCCUUUUUGGAGAUCAUGGCUACAGCCUUCGGCGGGUUGGCGGAGGUGGCUUUUGAGAAUGAGGGGAAAAGCCAAGCUAAUUCAUUGGGGACUACUCCAUGCUGGCGGACUGAAGACUUUGUGGUGACACUGCAGUGUGCCCCGUGCACGAGUUUUCAAACUAAAACGAUGCCAGAAUGCAGCGUGACCGGCUUCAUUGAGCAGAUCAACUGUAGCGCUUCCAAGAAGGGUGAAUUCAAGAGUUGCCGUUCUACCGAGAUGGAGACCCACCUCUUCUGGAAGUUUGAGGGGGCCAUGCUGAGCGCGGCGGCCAUCUUUGCCCUGUUGGUGGUGUGUCGGCAGCGCAUCCUUGACCGCAAGGCCUUGGAGAAAGUCCGCAAGCAGAUUGAAUCCAUCUAGUGGUGGUUGCCUUUUGCUGUGGGCCCUUUCAAGAUGGAGGAUGGUCACCAAAUGGGGGCCUUUCACCUUUCCAUGGACGGACAUCAGUUGCUUCUGUCUGGCCACUUGAGUAUGCUCUUCCCAUGUGAACAUUACAGGGACUCUGGAUAGCACUGUAACCCAGAUUGGGGCAGUGAAAUGAGGUCAGCCAUGUCAUGUCUCUCAGCAUCCUUGGCGCUUGUAUUGAAAUCCUUCCCUCCCCAACACCUUCGUGUACCCGUUUUACAUCCUCUACCUGGAAAUCUGAACCCAGUUCCUUCCCUGGCCAGCGCAGGACUUAAAGGAAUCUCCCCCCGCCUCCCCUUCUUGGUCGUGGCACUGUGAAUUUAAAUUGUUGACAUUGUUGAGCAUCUUUUUAAAGUCUUGCAAUGAGACAGAGAAGUAACUGGUUUUCAGGCCCUCAUCACAUAACCUUUAAGCUCCUUUUGGACUUCUGAAAUACGAACGCACACAGUCACAUUAAAACUCUGUUUUUUUAAAA